CAAGUCUGGACGUACAUUGCGUCUGUGGAAAACGGGUGUUUUUGCCAUUUCUGCUUCUCAUACGUCUUGUAACAAGGAUAAAUAGUGUUUAAUAAUGGCAUCCGAUGUAUUUCAAGACAAGAGAGUUGCGGAUCUUGCCGCACAAGUGGCUGAAACCACGGACCGCAACGUACCCAUUUUACUCCUUGGACUACAAAACAUACUUGAUAGCGUUGUGCCAGGAUCACCAAAGAUUGAAGCCAUUAAACUUGAUAUAUGGAAAUUUGAACUACUACAAAGUGUACUUAUUGCUUUGAAACAAGACUUCUCACAAAUCUCAGGAAAAUGGAACACUGCAGCAGCACUUACAAAGAUUCUAUGUCAAGCUUCUGUUGGAUUAGAUCCCCCGGAAUCUCAUGAGUUCUAUGGUGUGUUUUUACCUGAAAUCACAGAAAGACUGUUAAUACUGUGUCGAAACAUACAACAUAGAUAUAUCAAGAUACCAGAAAACACCUUGGCAUUGAAAGAUGAUUUGAUAAAGAAUUUUAAUGAAAUUACUGAUCAGAUUAAAUAUCUAGCUGGUGGACAUUCAUUCCUAACAACCAAUGUCCUCAGAUCUAAUUAUUUGAUGCAGAUGAUGAUAACAGAUGAUAAAGAAACAUCCAUUGCUCUGAUGUAUCUUAUUCAGUCCAUGAUUAGAGCCAAUAUGCAAGUUCUCAACUCAUUGGAUGAGAAAGUAUUGUUCAGUUUACUAGAUGAGCUUGUCUAUAAGCUUUCAGCAUUUACAGAUGCUGAUAUUGGAGCUGCUGCUACCAGGGCUUUAUUGGCCAUAAUAUAA
Molecule: messenger RNA, 817 nt
Organism: Saccoglossus kowalevskii
Lineage: Eukaryota; Metazoa; Hemichordata; Enteropneusta; Harrimaniidae
Product: IQ calmodulin-binding motif-containing protein 1-like
Biological process (GO): cilium assembly
Cellular component (GO): cilium
Molecular function (GO): calmodulin binding
Source: RefSeq, a predicted model, not a curated record